AUGAAAAAUUCACAGAUGCUGCAAGGUACGAUGCCUCGUAGUAGCAGCAACAGCAGCGGCAGCAGCAAUAGCCGCAGCACCAGCACCAGCAAGAGAGCAGCAGCAGUAGCAAGCGCUGCAGCGCAUGCAAGCAGCAUAGCAGCUGGAACAACAACAGGAAGAAUUCGAGCAGCAGUAGCAUCGGCGGGCUUCGCUAUUGCCUUCUGUGGCUCAUACGAUGUCCACCUAAAUUUGGUGCUCGCCAAUGCCGAGGAGACCCUCACAGUAGUGGAUGAGAACAACAAACUAUCGAAAACUGUUAGGAAGCUCCCUCUCAUAUUUGUUAGAGGAGACGCUGUUGUCCUUCUGUCUCCUCUUAACGACUCUUGA
Messenger RNA from Eimeria maxima, 369 nucleotides. RefSeq names its product LSM domain-containing protein, putative. Bases 1 to 369 code for a protein of 122 amino acids. NCBI's taxonomy places the organism in Eukaryota, Apicomplexa, Conoidasida, Eucoccidiorida, Eimeriidae. The transcript has 3 exons. The record is from RefSeq and is a predicted model, not a curated record.